Molecule: messenger RNA, 3169 nt
Organism: Protopterus annectens (West African lungfish)
Lineage: Eukaryota; Metazoa; Chordata; Ceratodontiformes; Protopteridae
Exons: 7
Coding region: 1423-2634 (403 amino acids)
Biological process (GO): negative regulation of transcription by RNA polymerase II; chromatin organization
Cellular component (GO): nucleus; pericentric heterochromatin
Molecular function (GO): chromatin binding
Source: RefSeq, a predicted model, not a curated record
CAUCGUUGUGAAGUGUCACUGUCAUCCAAUCGUUGUGUAAAUCACUAGGGUCACCGACUGAAUGCAUGCAGGUACUGGUAAAGAGUUUUUAUUUUCAGAUUUUGCUGCUGCUAGUUAUAUUGACUGUUGGCCAAGCAAGGAAAAGGGUGGUUCGUUCCUUAUUAAUCUUGUAGUCAAAGCUGCAGAAAACAUUUCUGAUCUUGCAGCAGCACCGUUCUUCUUCAGCAAAGGAAGGACUCAUUCAGCUCGUACCCAAGUCAGGAAUCGAACUAGAGGCAAUCCGCUAAGCAGUCUGACACCACCUGCUUGCAGGAAAAUGAAGACUGGCUUCUUGCCACCUAGAAUAAAACAAUCAGCAGGAAUAACAGGUUUAACAUUGUAAUAGUUGAUGCUGUAGCAACGACGUAAGGGAGGAGGCUACUUGAUUUUUCAGCUUCACGUUACAUAUUUAGCAAUUAUGUGUAACACAGUAAUGCUUACAUCUUUUCUACUUUGGAGUUUUCUACAGCCUGUUCAUUCUAAAGUUUGCAGCACCAUCUAAUCCCAAAGCCCUACCACCCAGCACUGGUAUGUUACCAGAAUGGUAGACGGUUGGCUUAUCUGUUAGCCUGUACAGUCAUUGAACUGUUUCAGAGCUUCCAUCAGCUACAUGGUGGAAACCUUGAAAUGACUUAUGGUCUCCCUACAAGAAGAUGUGAAGAAUUCAGUGUGUUUCUUUGAUCUUGAGCGUCUUUGAGUAGCUAGAGUUUGCUUUGUUUGGCUCAUUGUCAUGUCUUCCUGAAUGGUGUGACAAGCUAGAUCUGAAUACUCUGCUUUAGUAUAUUGAGAUAUGCCUCAUCCGGAUAUAUGAGAUCAAAAGGAGAGUUUUAAAUUAUUUGCUUUCUUUACCUGGAUUAAAUGAUUUAAAAAAACAACUCAUCUUCCACAGGUGGUUCAUAGUGAAGUGACAUAAGUAGGUCCUCAACAGUUGGAAUCAUUAUUUAUUCUUCUUGCAUUGCACUUAAACAUUCUAUAUGUUUGUGGAAAGGCUUGAUUAUGGGUGACACCCCUCCUGCAGCUCCUUUUUCUGUGCAUGUGUUGGUGACCAAAUUCUUCAAAAAUUUAGGGGUGCAAGCACCUUUUUAAAUUGUGUGUAAUAAUUUUUGUAUUCAGUACCAAAGCUGUGUUCUUCUUUGGAAUGGAUAUCUGCUUGGAUGCCUAAGCCUUUGUAUAGAUUUAUUUUCUUAUCCUAAUUACUAGGCCUACAUGCUUCAAAAAGUUAAUUUACAAGACACCACCGGCAUCAUCUUUACUUGAAGAAGCAGUUUUCUAAAGAAGAAGUUUAAUCUGUGAUCUUUUGGAUGCUACCAAAUUCUUUGUGAACCCUUCUUUGUGGAUUAUGUUCACUAUUUGCCUGAAAUAGGCACUGAAUUUUGAGAAAGAAUGAAACAGAAACACACCAAAGAUACAAUCAACUUAGCAUCAACAUGCACUUCAGAAUCUGAACAGGAGUAUGAGAUAGCAGCGAUCCUUGGCUCCCGUUUAAGGAAUGGGCAUACAGAAUAUCUGAUUCACUGGAAGGACUGUGACUUGAGAGAGAACAGCUGGGAACCAGAGGAGCAGCUGAAGAAUUCCCAACAGCUGCUGAGAGAGUACCUGCGCAGAUGCUCCCAGUGUAGCUGGCUGAGCACAGGCCAGAACCAGGCAAAUAACUUCGAAGUGCCUUUGAUGAAACUGGAGCUGAACAAAGAUGAAGAUUUGUACGUAACUGCUAAGGUCAUUUCUACUAGAGUUAACCAUUCUGAAGGAUAUGGGACUGAGGAUGGCCUUACAGACUGCGAGAUGAGGCAUUCCUUUACUGAGGAUGAAAGUGACGUUGAUGCUGAUGUGGAGGAUACAGAGAGCAGGGGGACACUUGCAACACAAAGGCGAAAGGCAAACUUCACAGAGGAGGAGAAUGCUGUGCUCCUCAAUGCCAUUAAGGCUGAUGGUGCACUACUCAUGGGACAUGGACAAAACCAUGAAGAACAGCAGUUUAGAUGGUCAGAAGUGGCCGCAGAAGUAAAUGCUGUUGGAGGGCACAACCGUGAUGUUCCAGAAUGUCGCCAGCGGGUCGUCAACAUGCGGUACCGUGCUAAAGCAAAGGUCUGUAAAACAAUUCUGCUUGAACAAGCUAGAAGAGAAAUGAGAAUGUUAGCUGCACCCACCUUGACAGAAGAUGAUAUCAUGCUGCUGUCUCUGCUUCCGUGUCCUGCGUACAACAUCGGGGAUGGAUGCAGCUGUACUCGGUCCAGGCUGAAAAAUACAGAAACUUUACAGCGAACAUGUUUAAAGCGGAAACGGAAACACAAGCUCAUAAAACAGGACACAACUGAAAGUGAAGAAGAUGUGGGACAAAGAACAGCACCAAGACGCUGGAACCUACAUCUCAGCCCAUGCAAGGCAAUUCAGAAUGUUAAAGAGGAAAGCAUUUCUCAGAUGCGUCCACUGUUGCUGAAAGGCUAUAAAAAAGCAGCUGCAAAACAACCGUGUAAGAAACUGCAGGAUAUAGAAAAGAGCUACCCAUUCACCUUACUGAAGUUCAGCACCAUUCCUCUGCUUUUUGCACUCUUCCUUAUUCCUAUCGGAGUUGUAUUAAUGAUGUACAUCCUGUGACAGUGGACUCAAGACUGCAGCGUGCUUCAAGAUUUAUGAGGGUGUUCCAAUAUAUAUAUAUAUAUAUAUAUAUAUAUAUAUAUAUAUAUAUAUAUAUAUAUGAUAUAAAUUGACAGUGGGGUUCUUGUCACACAGAUGCUACAGUGUGCCUUUGAUUUUCAAAUACAAAAUUGUAAGCAAUAUGUUGAUUACAAGUGGCCUUUCCUCUGUUUGUCAUUUGUUUCUUCUGUCAGCAGUGUCUUGCAUUCAGUUGCUGCAUUUUUGUUGUAAGAAUUUCAAUGAAAAGGUAAAUAAGAUUGGCAUGUUUCACCAUUUGGUAUUAUUUUUUUGUUACUGUACUCAAUAGCACUGCAUAUGUAAGGAUUACAAUAUAUGCAUGACUGGUUCUAUACUGGAGAGGUGAUACAUAAAUCAUAUUGCAUCUGUAAUAUGCACUGAAGAUAUGACGUAAUUAGCAGCUGUCAUGAAUUGUAUUGAAUGUGUGUACUACUGUAACAGCAAUAUGCUUCUGAAAUAAAUUUUAACUUUCACGAAA